GGAGAACGCGAGAGAAAUGCCGAAAAGAGGAAAUGCAAGCGGAACAGGUUUAAAAGAUCAACAGAAGAAAGGAGAGAAGACCUGCUAUGCUGAGGGGGUGAUGUGUUUCCACUCCAGCUGUAAGUAGGGACACCCCGGAAACCGAAGGAUGAAGCGCUGUGGCUCCCCCUACCAGGGGGACAGGAAUGUCUCAGACAUUGGAGAUUGUGGAGGAGAGGAGCAGAUUGUUCAUUCUCUGCUCCUGGAACAUCUGGAUGAUCUUCUGAGCAACCAGCUAGAGAGAUUUCAUUCCUAUCUGAGUCAUGAACCACCACAGGGAUACAAUCCCAUUUCAAGGAGUUGCCUAGAGGGGUCAAGCAGGACCAAGACUGCAGAACAAAUGUUGGUGCACUAUGGAAGUGAGGGCGCUGUGAAGGUCACGCUGUACAUCCUGGAGAAGAUGAACCUGAAUGAGCAAGCGGUAACACUGCAGAGGGGAUUGGAGAGCACCAGUUACGGGGAAAACCCCAGGGCCCCUGGAGGAACGAUUUCAGGGGUCAUUACAGCCAGUCAGCCACAGCCCCCACCUGCAGUCAGUGAACAUGAUGCAUCUUUGAGAGCAGACCAAGAGAAGCUGAAAGCUAAGCUGAGGAACAGAUAUCAACAUAUCUUUGAAGGAGUGGCCAAGCACGGACGGUCGGCCCUGCUCACCAAGGUCUACACUGAGGUCUUCAUAACCGAGGGUGAAUGCGGACAGGUCAAUACCGAACAUGAGGUUUGGAACAUCGAGUCAACAUCCAAAGAAACUCAUGCACAGGACGUGCAAAUUGAAUGCAACAAAAUAUUCCAGCCCUUGCCCGGACAAGAGGACCACAUUAGAAGAUCUGUUCUGACCAAAGGAAUAGCUGGCAUCGGCAAAACAGUCUCUGUGCAGAAGUUCAUUUUGGACUGGGCGGAAGGCAAGGCAAACCGAGGUAUUGAUUUGAUAUUUCCUCUCCCUUUUCGAGAGCUGAAUCUGAUGAGGGACAGAAAGUUGAGUUUGCUGGGACUCAUUCGGCACUUUCACCCCGAGGUCAAACACUGCACUGCGGUGGACCUCAACAGCAGGAGAGUGUUGUUCAUCUUCGAUGGUCUGGAUGAGUGUCGGCUCCCCUUAAAUUUCCAUAGCAACGAGCCGUGGUACGAUGAAACGGAGGAAUUAUCAGUGGACAUGCUGCUGACCAACCUCAUUCAGGGAAAUCUGCUUCCCUCUGCUCUCCUCUGGAUCACAUCCCGACCAGCAGCAGCCAGUCAGAUCCCUCCUGAGUGCAUCCAAAGGCUAACUGAGGUUCGAGGCUUCAACGACCCACAGAAAGAUGAGUACUUCACGAAGAGAUUUAAUGAUCAGAACCUGGCCAACAAAAUUAUCUCACACAUAAAGUCAUCACGGACCCUCCACAUCAUGUGUCAUAUUCCAGUCUUCUGCUUGAUUUCAGCAACUGUUCUCGAGAGUCUACUGGACAAAUCUGAGGGUGGGCAAAUCCCUAAGACUCUCACUCAAAUGUACACGCAAUUCCUGCGCAUUCAAAUUAUGAUAAAGAACCAGAAGUACCAUAGAGGUAUGGAAACAAACACAAAGGAAAUGCAAGAGACCGAUAAAGAAAUAACUGUCAACCUGGGAAAGCUGGCCUUUCAACAUUUGGAAAAGAACAAUCUGAUAUUUUAUGAGCAAGACCUGAAAGAGUCUGGCAUUGAUGCCAGCAAAUCUCCAGAGUACUCUGGGUUGUACACAGAAAUCUUCAAAGAGGAAUCAGUGCUGUAUGAGGAGAAAACAUACAGCUUUGUGCAUCUUAGCAUUCAAGAGUACCUUGCCGCCUUGUCUGUACACUUCCUGUAUGUAAACGGUAAAGAAAACCCAUUAAAUCUGGACAUGUCAAAGCAUACCAGUCCAGAUGGUGGGAUAAAAUUAUCUGCAGUACACAGGAGUGCUGUGGACAAGGCCUUACAGAGUCCAAAUGGACACCUGGACCUUUUUGUCCGCUUCCUCCUGGGAAUCUCGCUGGACAGUAAAGCUCUUUCAGGACUGCUGCCACACACCGAAUGCAGCUCGCAGAUGGUCGCAGAAACGGUCAAAUACAUCAAGGAGAAGGUCAGCAAGUGCCUAUCUCCAGAGAGGACCAUCAAUCUCUUCCACUGCCUGAAUGAACUCAAUGACGAUUCUCUAGUACAGGAAAUCCAGAGUUUCCUGAAGUCGAGUGGUCACGCCAAUCAAAAGCUGUACCCAGAUCAGUGCUCAGCGCUGGCUUAUGCGCUGGUGAUGUCAGAGAAGCAGGUGGACGUGCUUGAUUUUAGGAUGUACAACUCGACACAGGCCGGAUAUCGCAGACUGCUGCCCGUUCUCAAGCACACCAGGACAGCUUUGUUGCAGGUCUGUGACCUCACCCCAGCCCUGUGUGCCCUGGUGAAUGUGGUCUUGCAGUCCUCCACCUCCCUUCUGAGGGAGCUGGACCUUGGAUACAACAGCAAACUGGGGGACAAAGGCUGCAAGCUGCUUUGCGAUGGACUGCGGACUCCCCACUGCAGACUACAAACUCUGGGGUUAGGAGACUGUAACCUCACAAAGGGCUGCUGUGAUGAUCUGGCCUCAGUCCUGCGCUCACGCCACUCACAGCUGAGAGAGCUGGAUCUGAGAGGCAAUGACCUACUGGACUCUGGAGUGACAGCGCUCUCUGCUGGACUGGAGGAUCCCCUCUGUAAACUGCAGAAACUGGGGCUGUCAGGCUGUGGAGUCACAGAGACAGGCUGUCGUUCCCUGGCUUCAGCUCUUCACUCAAACCCCUCACAUCUGAUAGAGCUGGAUCUGAGCUACAACAACCCCGGAGACUUAGGAGUGAAAGUGCUGUCUACUAGACAGCAGGACCCCAACUGUGCCCUGGAGAAGCUGAUUGUGGACCAUGGUGGAGUGUGCAGGAUGAAUCCAGGGCUGCACAAAUAUGACUGCCACCUCACCGUGGACCCCAGCACUGCUGCUCCGAAUGUGGUCCUAUCCGAGGGGAACAGGAGGGCACAUCGCAAACAGAAGUUUGGCAAUGACGAGUACACUCCUCCAGUGCUGUGCAAGGAGGCGCUGACUGACCGUCACUACUGGGAGGUAGAGUGGGGACCAGGAAGCUUGGAGGUGGGCGUGGCCUACCAGAUACCCACAAGCACCGCCGGCGCACUUGGAGAAGAUGACCAAUCCUGGGCCAUUAGGUGCAACCCACAGGGUAUCAUGGCCGUUCAUAAUAACAAGCUUACACACAUAGUGGCCGUACACGCCCAGGCCAAAUACAGGGUGGGAGUGUAUCUGGACUGGCAAAAUGGUACCCUGGCCUUCUAUAAGAUCUCCUCCAAAGGGCCCGUCCACCUGCACACCUUCCAUGUCACUUUCACUCUGCCCCUCUACCCAGCUUUUGCUCUCACUAUGGAUGCCCCUAUGACACUGUGCUAGAUAUUCGCUCACUCAUAUUUUUAGAAUAUAAAGAUGUUAAUACAGCUUGUCGACUGAAGUGUUUGAUUAUGCAUGCAAAUGAGCAAUACAUGAAUCAAAUAAAGAUGACAUGCAAACAAAA
Messenger RNA from Anguilla rostrata (American eel), 3569 nucleotides. Its product is annotated as NACHT, LRR and PYD domains-containing protein 12-like. Lineage: Eukaryota; Metazoa; Chordata; Actinopteri; Anguilliformes; Anguillidae. Gene Ontology annotation, biological process: intracellular signal transduction. Gene Ontology annotation, molecular function: protein binding. The transcript has 11 exons. The record is from RefSeq and is a predicted model, not a curated record. Bases 149 to 3448 code for a protein of 1099 amino acids.